Molecule: messenger RNA, 6972 nt
Organism: Betta splendens (Siamese fighting fish)
Lineage: Eukaryota; Metazoa; Chordata; Actinopteri; Anabantiformes; Osphronemidae
Product: clathrin heavy chain 1-like
Exons: 33
Coding region: 457-5511 (1684 amino acids)
Biological process (GO): receptor-mediated endocytosis; intracellular protein transport; mitotic cell cycle
Cellular component (GO): extracellular exosome; clathrin coat of trans-Golgi network vesicle; clathrin coat of coated pit
Molecular function (GO): clathrin light chain binding; structural molecule activity
Source: RefSeq, a predicted model, not a curated record
AAGUACAAUAAGGAGACUUGGCUCCCAGAAAGCACAAUCAGUAGAAACAGAAGUUGUGUAUUAUUUGCAUAGAUGGAAUAAAUUGGAGGCUUCUUGGUCAUCCUCCGCGUGAGGCCAGAGCCAGCGUCCUUCCAGAGCUCCCUGGAUGCUUCCGGAGUGGGAAGGCUCUGAGCCGCUUCCGCCGCCAUUGCGGAUUUUGGACAGAAGAUCAGCCACCGCUACCCAUCGAUGCAAUAGAAGGCGCGCACACAGGAGGGGCUUUCGAACAUUUCCGUGGUACCAGCUGAAGGAGACGCAAUUAAAAGCGCCGCGCAUUGCAUUCUCCGUGUUUGUUCUCACCGUGAGGCUUCGACCUAAACGCUCAGUGAGGAGGUCGUAGCUAGCGCGGGUGCUGCUGCCUAGCUAGCUAGCUGUACGGCUAGAGAUUCAGCGCUGGAGACGCUCAAGGAAACCAACAUGGCUCAAAUCCUACCUAUUCGCUUCCAGGAGCAUCUGCAGCUCCAGAACCUGGGAGUCAACCCAGCAAACAUUGGAUUCAGCACUCUGACCAUGGAGUCGGACAAGUUCAUCUGCAUCAGGGAGAAAGUUGGUGAGCAGGCCCAGGUUGUCAUCAUAGAUUUGGCCGACCCAAACAAUCCCAUUCGGAGGCCUAUCUCUGCGGACAGUGCCAUCAUGAACCCUGCGAGCAAAGUUAUUGCUCUUAAAGCGGCAAAGACCUUGCAGAUUUUCAACAUUGAGAUGAAGAGCAAGAUGAAGGCUCACACGAUGACAGAUGAUGUGACCUUCUGGAAGUGGAUAUCCCUCAACACUGUUGCCCUGGUCACAGACAACGCAGUCUACCAUUGGAGCAUGGAGGGUGACUCACAGCCAAUCAAAGUCUUUGACCGUCACUCCAGUCUUGCUGGCUGCCAGAUCAUCAACUACCGCACAGAUGCUAAACAGAAGUGGUUGCUGCUCAUUGGUAUUUCAGCACAGCAAAAUCGUGUUGUUGGAGCCAUGCAGCUGUAUUCAGUGGACAGGAAGGUGUCUCAGCCCAUUGAAGGGCACGCCGCUGGUUUUGCACAGUUCAAGAUGGAGGGAAACACAGAGGAGUCGACUCUGUUCUGCUUUGCUGUACGAGGACAAGCAGGGGGCAAACUGCACAUUAUUGAAGUGGGGACUCCACCGACGGGGAACCAGCCGUUUCCAAAAAAGGCAGUGGAUGUUUUCUUUCCUCCAGAAGCUCAGAAUGACUUUCCUGUUGCAAUGCAGAUUAGUUCCAAGCAGGAUGUGGUCUUUCUCAUCACUAAAUAUGGCUACAUUCACCUUUACGACCUGGAGACUGGAACUUGUAUCUACAUGAACAGGAUCAGUGGGGAGACCAUUUUUGUCACCGCUCCCCAUGAGCCUACAGCUGGUAUCAUUGGCGUCAACAGGAAGGGACAGGUCCUAUCAGUGUGUGUUGAGGAGGAAAACAUAAUACCCUACAUCACUAACGUGCUCCAGAACCCUGACCUGGCUCUUCGCAUGGCUGUUCGCAAUAAUCUUGCUGGUGCUGAGGAGCUGUUUGCCCGCAAGUUCAACACCCUCUUUGCAGCAGGAAAUUAUUCCGAAGCUGCCAAGGUGGCAGCCAAUGCACCAAAGGGUAUUCUGCGGACCCCAGACACCAUACGCCGCUUCCAGAGUGUUCCAGCCCAGCCAGGCCAGACGUCUCCUUUGCUCCAGUAUUUUGGCAUCUUACUUGAUCAAGGCCAGCUUAACAAGUUUGAAUCGCUGGAGCUUUGCAGACCUGUCCUACAGCAGGGCCGCAAGCAGCUAUUGGAGAAAUGGCUAAAGGAGGACAAGCUGGAGUGCUCUGAGGAGCUUGGAGACUUGGUGAAGUCUGUAGAUCCUACUCUUGCUCUUAGUGUCUACCUCAGAGCCAAUGUCCCCAACAAAGUCAUUCAGUGCUUUGCAGAGACUGGCCAGUUUCAGAAGAUUGUCCUUUAUGCCAAGAAGGUUGGCUACACUCCAGACUGGAUCUUCUUGCUGAGGAACGUAAUGCGUAUUAGUCCAGAGCAGGGACUUCAGUUCUCCCAGAUGUUGGUCCAGGAUGAAGAGCCACUUGCUGAUAUUACACAGAUAGUUGAUGUCUUCAUGGAGUACAACCUGAUUCAGCAGUGUACAUCCUUCUUACUAGAUGCCCUAAAGAAUAACAGACCUAUGGAAGGUCCACUGCAGACACGCCUGCUGGAAAUGAAUUUGGUCCAUGCACCACAGGUUGCAGAUGCCAUCCUGGGUAAUCAGAUGUUCACCCACUAUGAUCGUGCUCAUGUUGCACAGCUGUGUGAGAAGGCAGGUCUUCUGCAAAGGGCGCUGGAGCAUUAUACAGACUUGUAUGACAUCAAACGGGCUGUGGUGCAUACACAUCUUCUCAACCCAGAGUGGUUAGUGAAUUUCUUUGGCUCUUUGUCAGUGGAAGACUCUCUGGAGUGUUUAAGGGCAAUGCUCUCUGCAAACAUCCGCCAGAAUCUGCAGAUCUGUGUGCAGGUGGCAUCUAAGUACCAUGAGCAGCUCACUACUCAGUCUCUGACUGAGCUUUUUGAGUCAUUCAAGAGUUUUGAAGGUUUGUUCUAUUUCCUGGGUUCCAUUGUAAACUUCAGCCAGGAUCCAGAGGUCCACUUUAAAUAUAUUCAAGCUGCCUGCAAGACGGGACAGAUCAAAGAGGUGGAAAGAAUUUGCAGAGAGAGUAACUGCUAUGACCCUGAACGAGUGAAGAACUUCCUUAAGGAAGCAAAGCUGACUGACCAGCUUCCUUUGAUCAUUGUGUGUGACCGCUUCGAUUUUGUGCACGAUUUGGUGCUGUACCUGUACCGCAACAGUCUGCAGAAAUACAUUGAGAUCUACGUGCAAAAGGUGAAUCCAAGCCGUCUGCCAGUAGUGAUUGGAGGGUUACUGGAUGUAGACUGUGCUGAAGAUGUGAUUAAGAACCUGAUCAUGGUUGUGAGAGGCCAAUUCUCCACAGAUGAACUGGUUGCGGAAGUUGAGAAAAGGAAUCGUCUGAAGCUGCUGUUGCCUUGGUUGGAGGCUCGUAUUCAUGAAGGUUGUGAGGAGCCAGCAACCCAUAAUGCCCUAGCCAAGAUCUAUAUCGACAGCAACAACAACCCUGAGCGCUUCUUGAGAGAGAAUCCAUAUUAUGACAGCCGUGUGGUGGGCAAGUAUUGUGAGAAGAGAGAUCCCCAUCUUGCCUGUGUGGCCUAUGAAAGAGGACAAUGUGACCAGGAACUGAUACAUGUGUGCAAUGAAAACUCGCUGUUCAAGAGUCUGUCCCGCUACCUUGUACGGCGCAAGAACCCCGAGCUGUGGGCGAGCGUGCUGUUGGAGACUAACAACUACAGAAGACCACUCAUUGAUCAGGUUGUCCAGACAGCCUUGUCAGAGACCCAGGAUCCAGAGGAGGUUUCUGUUACCGUGAAGGCCUUCAUGACUGCCGACCUUCCGAAUGAACUCAUUGAGCUUCUCGAGAAAAUUGUUCUGGAUAACUCUGUUUUUAGUGAGCACAGAAACCUUCAGAACCUGCUCAUCCUAACCGCCAUCAAAGCUGAUCGUACACGUGUAAUGGAGUACAUCAACCGUCUGGAUAACUACGAUGCCCCAGACAUUGCAAACAUUGCCAUCAGCAAUGAGCUGUUUGAAGAGGCCUUUGCUAUUUUUAGGAAAUUUGAUGUCAACACUUCUGCUGUACAGGUUUUAAUUGAGCACAUUGGUAACCUGGACAGAGCUUAUGAGUUUGCUGAGCGCUGCAAUGAGCCACCAGUAUGGAGCCAGUUGGCAAAGGCCCAGCUUCAAAAGGGAAUGGUCAAAGAAGCUAUUGAUUCCUACAUCAAGGCCGAUGACCCCUCUGCUUAUAUGGAAGUGGGACAGGCUGCAGCUCAAAGCGGAAAUUGGGAGGACCUGGUGAAAUUUCUGCAAAUGGCCCGAAAGAAGGCCCGUGAGUCCUAUGUUGAAACGGAGUUGAUUUUCGCUUUGGCCAAGACUAAUCGUCUAGCAGAGCUGGAAGAGUUCAUCAAUGGUCCUAACAAUGCUCACAUUCAGCAAGUGGGUGAUCGAUGCUAUGACGACAAAAUGUAUGAAGCAGCUAAACUGCUUUACAACAACGUGUCCAACUUUGGUCGUCUGGCCUCCACUCUGGUGCACCUAGGAGAGUACCAGGCAGCUGUGGACGGAGCACGGAAGGCAAACAGUACCCGCACAUGGAAGGAGGUCUGUUUCGCCUGUGUAGAUGGGAAGGAGUUUCGUCUUGCCCAAAUGUGCGGCCUGCACAUUGUUGUCCACGCUGAUGAACUUGAAGAGCUCAUCAACUACUACCAGGACCGUGGAUACUUUGAGGAGCUGAUCACCAUGCUGGAGGCUGCUCUCGGGUUGGAGCGUGCUCACAUGGGAAUGUUCACUGAGCUGGCCAUCCUCUACUCAAAGUUUAAGCCUCAGAAGAUGAGGGAGCACCUGGAGCUCUUCUGGUCACGUGUCAAUAUUCCAAAGGUUCUCAGAGCAGCAGAGCAGGCCCACCUUUGGGGAGAGCUGGUUUUCCUCUAUGAUAAGUAUGAAGAGUAUGAUAAUGCCAUCAUCACCAUGAUGAACCAUCCAGCUGAUGCCUGGAAAGAAGGCCAGUUCAAAGACAUUGUUACCAAGGUGGCCAAUGUGGAGCUGUACUACAAGGCCGUGCACUUUUACCUAGAAUUCAAACCAUUAUUACUGAAUGACCUGCUCAUCGUCCUGUCUCCAAGGCUGGAUCACACACGUGCUGUCAACUUCUUCAGCAAGGUGAAACAACUGCCACUAGUUAAACCUUAUCUAAGGUCUGUCCAAAAUCACAACAACAAGUCGGUGAAUGAGGCACUUAACAACCUGUUCAUUAUUGAGGAAGACUAUGCGGCAUUGCGUACGUCUAUUGACGCCUAUGACAACUUCGACAACAUCUCACUGGCCCAGGGCUUAGAGAAGCAUGAGCUCAUUGAGUUUAGGAGGAUUGCAGCUUACCUCUUUAAAGGCAACAAUCGCUGGAAGCAGAGUGUGGAGCUCUGCAAGAAGGACAAACUCUACAAGGAUGCAAUGCAGUACGCCUCUGAGUCAAAAGACACUGAGCUGGCAGAGGAGCUUCUGGCUUGGUUUCUGAAGGAAGACAAGAAGGAGUGCUUCGCUGCCUGCCUGUUCACCUGCUAUGACCUGCUGCGGCCCGAUGUGGUGCUGGAGACGGCCUGGCGACACAACAUCAUGGACUUCUCUAUGCCAUACUUCAUCCAAGUCAUGAGGGAGUAUCUCAGUAAGGUUGAUGCGAUAAAGGAAAAGGUGGACAAACUCGAAGCCUCCGAGUCUCUGAGGAAGCAGGAGGAGCAGGCUACAGAAUCUCAACCCAUUGUUUACGGCACACCCCAGCUCAUGCUCACAGCAGGACCCAAUGUGGCUGUGCCUCCCCAGCAGGCCUAUGGUUACGGCUACACAGCAGCGCCAGGCUACGCCCAGCCGCCACAGCCCUCCUUCGGUUAUGGCAUGUGAACCCCCCCCCCCUCCCAUAUUUCAACCCAACACACUCCUUCCAUGUGUCUUCUCUCUCUUUGUGUUACUCACCAGCUUCCCAUGGUCUUCUACUCACAAAAGGGGCCACAAGCAACAGACCACUCUCAUUUUGAGCACUAUUUUUUUAUUAUGUUGUGCUGUUAUAAGAGAAAACAUUUAACUCCAUUGAGGCAGUUUGUUUGUAUUAGAAAAAUGGACUUCUUUGUAUUUCCACAUUCCAUAUUUAUGACUACUUAGAUUUUGUUUGUGUUAAUAUUAAUGUUAUGUCGUUUUUUUUUUGUUUGUUUGUUUUUUUAUUGUUUUAUGGUUUGUGCAGACGUGGACUUGCUAAAGCUUAGCAAUGAACCUUUGAAGUAGGUGGAGGAGCAUUGGAUUUUGCACUUGUGAAGAAAUUAAUGUAGACAAGCUCUUACGUUUGAUGUACUGAACAUGUGAACAGCUGACAUUGUCUCGUUUGUCUGUAUAAUGCAUUUCAUCAUUGUAUAUUCUGAGGAAAAAAGGUUACAUAUAAUAUUUGAACAUAUAUUGCCAUUUCAGUGGCUAUAGCUAGCAACACUAAGUAAUGAUAGUAUAUUCUGCACAGGCGUGUAGCUUUAUGGAGUUUUAAAUGCAUACAGAUGUAUGUCACUGUGUGAAUGAAGGUGUGUUUGUGUGACCUGCUGGUCUAAAUAAGAAUUUAAACCUUGUUCAGCCUGUACUGGGCUCUCAAUCCACCCUCCUAGAUGUUAGCGCUCUUUCAUUGGCUCCAUGUACUUAGGUGACCUCUUGUGCCGUGUACAGUGCUUGUGCGAGACUGUAUCUGUGAAUGUGCAAGGGAGGGACCAAGGCUACCAAACCCCAGGAUCCUCAACCCCUUAACCGUGAUGUGUGUGAGUGUGUGAGUGUGUGUGUGUGUGUAUUUACUCUGAAACUUCCUCGCACUGAGGUCUGUGUAUGCCAGGUGUUGUAAUGUUUCCCUCGGUCACCAUAACGUUUUUUUUUCUGGCGUGUACAGAUGUUAAAAUGAUGAAAUGAAACUUUUUAGAUGAAGACCCCUCCCACCUGUCCUCCACCCACUCCCCUGUCCUGUUUCCUAACUGUACGAACAAAGGAGACAGGCUGGUGGAACAGUUGGUGUCCUAAUGACAACUUUAUUAGAUCCAUAAGCACUCCUGUAGGUUGUGUGUUUAGAUGGUUAUGAUGAAGAAAUAGGUCUCAGUACAUCCAGUUGUUUGUCAAGAAGGGUUUGAAAUAAGAGCCUGUAUUUACCUUGAUGUACUUAACUUCCUUACAUGCUUCGAGCUGUGUGUGUGUAAAGUGUCAUCCUAACCCCAACAUAAGUUAAAUUCCUUUCCGUUGUCAUGCAUAUGAAUAAAGGGGAUCUGUCAUUGAUAAGUGGAAGAAUAUGACUCCAGUGAAAGGGAAAUACUAGCCUAAAUAAAAACAAAACAUUGUACCCAG